CGCGCUCCCGGGGGUGACGUCACCUCCCAUAGCACCGACGGACAACACGCGGAUCCCUGUCUACGUGGCGGGGCGGAAGGAGCGCGUCUAGCGGAGAGAGUUGUCAGCAGCGAGACUAACCGAUGAACAUGUCUGACUCCAACCCUCCCAUAUUCCCCCCCGCUCCUCUCUCUGACCCCCCCCACACCGACGCCAACCCCCCAGGAGAAGACACACACACAGCUCUCCCGCCUCCCACACCCGUCCCCCAGCCCUCGUUGGCCACGGAGGGUUCCGAGGACUCUGAGCCAGCCAACCAGGUGGCAGGAGAGGACGUGACCAGGGACGACAGAGAUGAGGCUCCUAUUGACCAAUCAGGGGGCGGCGGCGUGGAGGAUCAGGUGACUGAAUGUGGCCAAUUGGUGAGCCUGGAGGCGGAGACCGCUGCUGCCGAGGGGGAGGAAGAGGACUCUCUUCAGGUCAAGGGGAAAGGUUGGGGUGGAUGGGGCUCCUGGGGGAAGUCUCUACUGACCAGUGCCACGUCUACUGUGGGUAACAGUCUAACUUCAGUAAAGGAGAAGGCCGGAGCUCUGCGUCUUCACAGGAACUCAGUAGGAGAGGAGGCGCGAGAGGAGGGAGAGGAGGAGAGGAAGGAGGGAGGAGAGGAGGAAGAGGAGGAUAGCUGUCCUCAGUCAGCCCUUGUCUCCACUCCACCACCAAGCAGAGGAGUACUGUCUACCAUCACACACGCUGGUAAAUCAGUGAUCAGUGGAGGUCUCGAUGCCUUAGAGUUCAUCGGUAAGAGAACCAUGACGGUCCUGGCAGAGACUGACCCUGGUUUCAGGAAGACCAAGAUACUAAUGCAGAGGACUGUCUCACUCAGCCAGAUGCUGAAGGAUGCCAAGGAGAAGGAGAGGGCUCGUCUCAGCUGCCAGCCAAUCAGUGAGCCCACAGCUCACUACGGAAUCCUGUUUGAUGACUACCAGGGCCUAUCACACCUAGAGGCUCUGGAGAUACUGGCCAAUGAGAGUGAGGCUAAGGUUCAGUCGUUCCUCUCCUCCCUGGAAGAGGAGGAUCAGGAGGAGAUAAAGAAAGAACUGAUCGCCAUCAAGGACAUCUUUGUCAGCCACACGGGAGAGGAGAAGGAGGAGGAGGGAGAGGAGAAGGAGGAGGGAGAGGAGACAGUGGAUAGGGGUGAUCUAAGUCCCCAGUGUUCUACUCCUCUGUCAACUGAUGGGGAGGAGUUUGUGAGCGUUCUGACUGAGUUGCUGUUUGAGCUUCACGUCGCUGCCACCCCAGACAAACUCAACAAGGCCAGGAUGAGAGCGCAUGAUUGGGUGAGAGAGGUGGAGAAACCUGUCGUCGUCACAGAAACCAUCGGGGGGGCGACGGAGGAGGAGCAAAGAGGAGAACCUGAAAUAAGAGAGGGAGAGGAAGAGAAGAAAGAGGGGGAGGAGCUAAAGGAGAAGAAAGAGGGGGAGGAGCUGGAGGAGAAGAAAGAGGAGGAGGAGCUAAAGGAGAAGAAAGAGGGGGAGGAGCUGGAGGAGAAGAAAGAGGGGGAGGAGCUAAAGGAGAAGAAAGAGGGGGAGGAGGUAAAGGAGAAUGAGGAAGAGAGACGAUCCAGGUCUGUAGAGGCAGUGUACCUCUGUUCAGUGGGCUCCCUGGCAGAGGUGACAGCCCGCAGUAUCGAACAGCUCCACAAGGUGGCAGAGUUGAUCCUCCACGGACAGGACCUGGAGAAACCUGCCAGAGACCAGGCUCACAUACUCACCAGGUUGACGUGUGCCAUGUGUCGGGAGGUGGGUUGUCUUGCCAGGAAGUUCUCUGGUACUCUGCUCACCGUUGGGGUUCAGAGAAAAGCAGAAGAGUUGAACCCUUUGGUAGACAGUGUGCUGCUUGAGGGUUCUAACAGCACCACAUACAUCCAGAACGCCUUCCAGCUCCUCCUCCCGGUUCUCCAGAUGUCACACAUCCAGACCCAGAGCUCUAGGACCCGCACGGAACCACAGCCCUAACCCUGUCGUAGCCACAGUAAAUACACCUCAUACUGCUGAAGUGCUGUUAGCAUACUAGCCAGUCCUAAUGAUGUAACUAUGUACAGGAAGAUAAUGUGAUAUAUAUAUAAAUAACAGCGAUACGGAAGUCAACUACUAGGUUGCCAUAGUAACAGACUGACUAGGAUAUCUUUAAACUAUUAGGUAAUGCAGUAACUUAGUAUAGUUUCAUGUAAGGGGAACAACUUCUCAGAUUGAAGAGCUUGUACUCAUGUCUAUUAAGCAUCUCCAAAUUGAUUAUUUUAUUAUAUAUACACAUAUAUAUUAAUCAUAUUUAUAUAUAUAUUACUGCUCAGAGGUAAAUCUAAACAUGAUUCAUGUCAACUGGCUAAGAUUAUGUCUUAUCGUUUUAAAAAGCGAAACCAAAAAAAUAGUUUGUUUUUAGUGUCACGUAAAACCAGAUCAGUGCAGUGUGUUGUUUAACAGUGGCGUCCCUGAAGCAUAUUAGGGUUCAGUGCUUUUCUCAAAAAGACACAUCGACAUAUUUUUCCAGUUGUUUGUUGCUUUGUCAGCUCAGGUGUUCGAACCAGAGACCUUUGGGUUCCUGGGCCCAAUGCGCUAACCGCUAGGCUACAUGCUGGUUCCUGGGCCCAACGCGCUAACCGCUAGGCUACAUGCCGCAGGUAUUGAUGUUCCCUGCUUAAUGAAGGGGUGUUUCUUUACAUCGCAGAACAACUGACCUUGUUUAAAUGGCAGAACAACAAACCUUGACAUUAACGGACAAAGACAAAAAAGGACCAGCACUAUAAUGCUCUAUAUUUCUAUUUCUGUGUGUUUAUUGUUUUUAGGUCCACUGGUUUAUUAAGUCGUUGUUGGAUCAUUUAUUAAUCUGCUGCUAUGGUAACGGAGAUGGAAUCUGACAACGGAACCUUUAAUCACAAAAUAAC
Molecule: messenger RNA, 2920 nt
Organism: Oncorhynchus kisutch (coho salmon)
Lineage: Eukaryota; Metazoa; Chordata; Actinopteri; Salmoniformes; Salmonidae
Gene: fam114a1
Product: family with sequence similarity 114 member A1
Exons: 13
Coding region: 123-1994 (623 amino acids)
Source: RefSeq, a predicted model, not a curated record